Messenger RNA from Chrysoperla carnea, 2952 nucleotides. RefSeq names its product M-phase inducer phosphatase-like. Gene Ontology annotation, cellular component: nucleus; cytoplasm. Bases 542 to 2083 code for a protein of 513 amino acids. The transcript has a single exon. Gene Ontology annotation, biological process: positive regulation of G2/M transition of mitotic cell cycle; G2/M transition of mitotic cell cycle; protein dephosphorylation. NCBI's taxonomy places the organism in Eukaryota, Metazoa, Arthropoda, Insecta, Neuroptera, Chrysopidae. Gene Ontology annotation, molecular function: protein tyrosine phosphatase activity. The record is from RefSeq and is a predicted model, not a curated record.
GUUAUUUACAUGAAAUACCGCAUACCAGUUUUACAGCUGGCUGAGCAGUCGUUCAGUUGUUGACCCGAACCCUACACUCAAGUCAAAAUCAUUUUAUAUUAUUUUUAUUUUCAUUAACUAAAAAUAAAUACUUCCCUUACGAAAAUCUGUACGACAAGGCUACGAAAAUAUUAUUUUGGAAAAAAAAGUUUUUGUUUGAAGUUUUAUCAAGUGAAGUGGUUGUUUUAUGGUUUUACUGUUUUUUUUUUUGUAUAACGAAUAAAAAAAACGUUAAAACUUAAUGUGUGUGGGGGGCGAAAUUAAUUCUUAAAUAAAUGUAGAAGAAAAAUUACCUAAACUUUUCUUCGAAAUAGUGCAAUAGAAACAUUUUUCCGAAAUUUUGUGUAAAAAAAAAAAAAAUUAAAAAACUCUAAAAAGUAACCGGGUGAACGGGAAAAAGAGUGAAAAACAUUUCGAUCUAUAAAAAUUUUGUGCAAUAAAAGUUUUUUUGUUUGUUUUACGUGUGAAAAAAAUUCGCGGGAACUUUACCCACCCAAAAAAAAUGUCGGACACACAAAAUAAAAAUCUGCCAUUUUUUGGCACAACAGAAUUUUCACCAAUGACUGAAAUAUCGAAAAAUUUAAGUGGUACAAAAAUAAGUAAAGUGUGUGGUACGCGAAAACGUCGUUUAUCGUUAAGUGAUGAAGAAAAUUUUGUGAAUUUCUCGACGGAAAAUUUUACGGAAUUAGAAAAUUUACCACAACGUAAAUGUUUUCAAGAUAUCACAAAUUAUUGUUCGCCUGCUAAACGUAUGCUAAAAACAUCUUCGACAAUUACGUCGGCAUCGUUAUUAGAUAGUGAUCCAAGUGGGGAAAUCUCAUUUUAUGGUGGGGCAACACCUGAAACACGUAGUCCUGAAUGUAGUCCAGAAAUACCAAAAAAGUUUACGACCACAGAUCAUAGUUUUAAAAGUUCACGAUCGUUAUUUAGUUCAGGUUCACCGUUAGAGUUAUCGAGUAGUGGACGAUCAUUAUUUCGAGGUCUUUCCGAUUUCGAACAUUCCAAAGAUGAUGAAUUUAUGUUACUUGAAGUUGAUGAUCUCGAUGAAAACGAAAAACUACCAUCGAACUUCAAUCAACUUGUAUCCGGUAACAUUCUAUCGAAAACUUCACCCGAAAAUAAUAAAACACCAAAAGUACGUAAUCGUUUAUUCGAGGACAAUUCACAAACACCGUUAACAUGCAAACAGCGUACAUCACCGUUAAAAUUCCCGUUAAAACGUUCGAAAUCGUUGUUCGAUAACGAAACGAUGUUGUUGAAACGUUCGAAAACUGAAAUAUCACAUCCAGUUCCAUUACCGCCUUUAUUACGACGCUCGAUUUCAACGAAUUGUUCACCGAAUACCGAAAUUAUGUCGGCGGUUUAUCGUUCGACAAUCGAACCCGAUUUAAUCGGUGAUUUUAGUAAACCGUUUAUUUUACCUUUGGUUACUUCUGGACAACGACAUCAAGAUUUAAAAUCAAUAACAGCGAACACUUUAUCGAAAUUAAUUCAAGGUGAUUUCAUCGAAACAGUUCAAUCGUAUAAAAUUAUCGAUUGUCGAUAUCCAUACGAAUACGACGGGGGACAUAUUAAAGGUGCGAUUAAUUAUUUUACCAAGGAACAAAUCGAAAGUGAACUAUUUAAAACGAACAUGAUCAAUAAUUCGAACUCGUCGAACAAACGUGAUAUAAUAAUAUUCCAUUGUGAGUUUUCGGCACAACGUGGUCCGAAACUAUUUCGAUUCUUACGCGAGUUGGAUCGAAAUUAUAACAAAGAUAUUUAUCCAGCACUCUACUAUCCCGAAAUCUAUUUGUUAGAAGGCGGUUAUAAACGAUUUUUCGAACAAUUCAGUAAUCUCUGUGAACCGAUCGCCUACAAACGAAUGGAUGAUCCUGCUCAUGAAAUGGAAUGUCGAUUGUUUCGAGCACAAAAACGUCAUAACAGUUGUGCGAAUAUUCAAGUCGAAACACAAUCAUCAUCGUCGACGGCGGAAAGUAAUUUAAGUUCGUUGCAAAUGGGAGCUCGAAAAUUGUUAUCGAAACGUAGUGCGUUAGAAUUUUGAGAAAAGACUUAAAUUUUUUUUUGUAAAUAGUUCUUUUUUUUGAGGAGGAGAAAUAUAUUCGAGACGAUUCGGAGAAUUGUAAAAAUGUGAGAGAAAUUCUCAAUUUUUGUGUCCUGUAAAUAAUUUUUGUAUUUUGAAAAUUUUAAUAUUAGGGUGGCGAUUGAAAAUUUUGUAAUAUUAGAAAUAUCUAAAAGCCAAAGCAAAAUCCGCCAUCUUGGAAAAUACAUUUUAUCAAAUAUCUCGUGAACCGUACAUCUCACGACAAAAAUGGAUGGGUUAUUUUGUAAUACUUUUAUUUUGCGCUACACCUCUUGCACUAUUAGAAAAGAAAAAUUCAAUCGUCACCCUGUAUAUCGAUUUGGGUCCGUAGUUAUGUGGGACCCUUUUUUUUGAGCACUGUAUUUUGUAUAUUUAGAGAUGUGCAAUUUUUUUUCUCCUUUUUAGGUUCCAUUUAUGCUCAUGUUUUUAAUUUUUAUCAAAUUUUUCGUACUUGUAAGUAGUCCAGGAGAAUGAAAUAAACAUUUGGUUUUGCGAAAAUUAUGUUAUCGAGAUUUUUAAAAGUCGAAAUUGUCGUUUGUUUUGUAAUUACUGUGUCCAAAUGCGGAACUUUUAAUGUUUUUGAGAAAUAAUAUCCUUCUUGAAAGCGUUUUGAGGUUAUGGGCUCAUUGGCAUGAGUCUCAGAAUUCCAAAACCCAAACUCGGCAAUCCAACGUUGUUAAAUCACAUAAUUUACCGCGAAAAUGUCGUAAAAUUAAGAUCUUGCGUUAAUUUCUCGAAAACAUUGUAAUGAGAUUAUAUACAGGGUGUCUUUCUUAAGUUGACAUAUGCUUGUAGCUCGAAAAAUAACUGAUAAUCGAUAGAUGAACAUU